CUCUAUCCCUAAUGACUGAUCAGGGCACCUUGUUAUCUGGAGUGUCUAAACUAAUGUACCAAACUCACAGGAUGAAAAACAAUCGCAUACCUGGAUCGACUGCCAGUUGGUUCACCCGUUUAUAAAUGAAUACAAGACAAACUGAAGAGCAGCGUUGGUUUAUCAGUUCACGUUUUAAUAUGCCUCAUAAAUGAAAACCACGAAGCUUUUGAUGGAUUAUUUUAAGUGUAUACAAACAAACCUCUUAAUGGUGCAAAGGUGUUGUCAGAUGGUUUCAUGAAAUAAAAGUUUUGAAAAGAAGGAUAUACUUAUAAGCACCUUGACUCUAUUCCGCUAUGCAUUAAAUUAUUCUCUCGAGUUUUACUCCAUGUUCAAAUAUGUUCUCAAAUUUUACAUACAUACUGUUACUUGGAUUUAAAAUCAAAUGAAAUAAAAUACUUCUCAGUGUAUACAGGAUAUUUCCGAGCUGCUCGGCCAUGAAAGGAAAUGUCCACAUUAUAGUCGUCGGCAAAGAGAACGUUGGAAAGACAGCGAUCGUUGUUCGUUACCUGACGGGGCGUUACUUGACCGAGUAUGCGCACGCUCCGGAAAUGACGUAUGAACGGACAGUGGUCGUGGACGGGAAGCAGGUUCCUCUCAAGAUCACGGACAUAUCAGGAAAGCAUCUGGAGGCGCGAACCGGAAGUAAGGACUUGUUGGCUAAAGUGGACGGUAUCGUGGUCGUGUACGCGGUUGACGACGCGCACAGCUUCCAGGUUGCCGAGGGUGUCUGUGAUUGGGUCCGCAGGGACCGGAAGUCCGCCACUCAUGCACCCAUUGUGUUGCUAGGCAACAAAGCUGAUCUGGACCACAGCAGGAGUGUCACGUGUCAACAGACAGAGGAGCUGCACUGGCGCCAGGACACGACGUACAUGUCGGCCGAGUGUUCCGCCUCCACCGAGCACGAGGACAUCAACAACGUGUUCACCGCUCUCAUUAGCAAGAUACUUGAGAAACGCGAGACGACCCUCAAGCCCCGACGUCUAUCCCAGAAUCCCUUGGGUUCCCCGAAAAUCAUCCGAGCAACUCUGAAACGCCGGUUCAGUGUUUUCACCAGGGAACGAACAUCUACCAUGUGAUAUUUCUAACAUUUAUUUUGUAUGUAUGUAUUGAUUUUCAUAACUAUAGUUGUUUAACGUUUUGUAUAUGAAAUAAACAAAAUAGUAUUAUUA
Molecule: messenger RNA, 1211 nt
Organism: Mya arenaria
Lineage: Eukaryota; Metazoa; Mollusca; Bivalvia; Myida; Myidae
Product: ras-related and estrogen-regulated growth inhibitor-like
Exons: 5
Coding region: 477-1118 (213 amino acids)
Molecular function (GO): GTP binding; GTPase activity
Source: RefSeq, a predicted model, not a curated record